Molecule: messenger RNA, 891 nt
Organism: Hypomesus transpacificus
Lineage: Eukaryota; Metazoa; Chordata; Actinopteri; Osmeriformes; Osmeridae
Gene: cfd
Product: complement factor D (adipsin)
Exons: 5
Coding region: 51-818 (255 amino acids)
Biological process (GO): proteolysis
Molecular function (GO): serine-type endopeptidase activity
Source: RefSeq, a predicted model, not a curated record
CCUUCCAAAACUAUAAAGCUGUCCUCCUCUCCCGCUCCCCAGACCCAGACAUGGAAGCCAGAAGGAUGGUGCAGCUAGCUGCUGCUCUGCUCACCCUCGCAACACACAGUGAGGGCAUCCUCGAUGGGCGGGAGGCGAGCCCACACUCCCGUCCCUACAUGGCGUCUAUUCAGGAGCCAAAGGACGGUGGAUUUGCUCAUUUGUGUGGAGGGUUUUUGGUAGCGGACCAAUGGGUGAUGACUGCAGCUCACUGCUUCACAUCUGGAACUGCAGGCAUGAUCGUCAUCCUCGGGGCACAUUCCAAGACUGCCGACGAGAACACCAAGCAACGAUUUGAGAUUCAGAACCUUUAUAGUCAUCCAAAUUACAACUCUGUCAACUACGAUAACGACAUCACUCUGAUCAAGUUGGACCGUGCUGUCGAGCAAACAGAAGCGGUGAAGACGGUGAAGUACCUUCGUGCGGGCGGGUCCAACCCCGACACCAACGACGAUGUGAGCACGGCCGGCUGGGGGGCGCUCGGCAACUUUGGAUCGUACCCUGACAAGCUCAUGGAGGUGGACAUCAAGAUCAUCGCACGGUCCAUCUGUUUCAAAAACGAUCGCUAUGGAGAUGAUUUCACUGAAAACAUGAUGUGUGCUGCCGGGUCCCAUAAGGACUCCUGUAAAGGGGACUCGGGAGGUCCUCUGCUGUUCCAGGGCGUGGUGGUGGGCAUCACCUCUAACGGAGGGAGGAAGUGUGGAGGCCUUAAGAAGCCAGGCCUCUACACCAUCAUCUCCCGCUACACAGAGUGGAUCGACUCCAGUAUGGCCCAGUGAGCCCAGGGGAUAGCCCCCACGGCCAAGUCUGGGGAACACUAGUACAACAAUAAAUCACACUUUUGCAUUCAAA